Molecule: messenger RNA, 885 nt
Organism: Laetiporus sulphureus 93-53
Lineage: Eukaryota; Fungi; Basidiomycota; Agaricomycetes; Polyporales; Laetiporaceae
Product: Metallo-hydrolase/oxidoreductase
Exons: 4
Coding region: 1-885 (294 amino acids)
Biological process (GO): glutathione metabolic process; hydrogen sulfide metabolic process
Molecular function (GO): sulfur dioxygenase activity
Source: RefSeq, a predicted model, not a curated record
AUGAGUCCGGAAGAAAGCACUCCCACUGUAUACACAUUCUUUGAGAGGGCGACUUCUACAUGGCAGUACAUUAUUGUGGAUCCUCACACUUCCGACGCGGUCGUUAUCGACCCUGUCCUCGACUAUGACGCCAGCUCGGGAUCUGUCACGACGGAGACUGCUGACGGCCUCCUAUCAUUUAUUCACCACAACAAACUAACUAUUCAUCGUAUCCUCGAGACGCACGCGCAUGCGGACCAUCUGACUGCCGCUCAAUACUUCAAACAUCAACUCGGUGGGCAAAUACCCGUCUGUAUUGGGCAGCGAAUUGGCCAGGUGCAGAAGACAUUCGCACCUAAAUAUGGAUUCGACGAUCCCUCUGUCUUCGAGAACACAUUCGACUGCUUCUUCAAGGACGACGAGCAGUUCGGCCUUGGCAAGCUGUCCUGCCGCGUCAUGCACUUGCCCGGCCACACACCGGAUCAUGUAGGCUACCUCAUCGGCAAGGCGGUCUUCACCGGGGAUUCGAUCUUCAACCCCGACGUUGGCUCUGCCCGUGCAGAUUUCCCUGGCGGCAAUGCAGAAGAUCUCUACGCGUCCAUGCGACGCCUGCUCUCCCUCCCCCCCGAUUACCGCCUCUUCGUGGGCCACGACUACCCGCAGGACCGCGACCAAACCUGUUGGUCGACAGUCGAGGAGCAACGCGAGCGCAACAAGCACCUAAAGGUCGGCACCGACGCGGAGAUGUUUAUUGAGUGGCGCAAGCAGCGCGAUGCAGUGCUUGGUGCGCCACGCUUGCUGCACCCAUCGCUGCAGGUAAACAUCCGUGCGGGUAAGCUGCCGCCGAAGGAUGAGAAGGGCAGGAUAUUCUUCAAGAUACCGAUUACGUCCACGGUUGACGUGUGA